This is a messenger RNA of Sorex araneus (European shrew), 493 nucleotides long. It is a transcript of the gene LSM7, whose product is annotated as LSM7 homolog, U6 small nuclear RNA and mRNA degradation associated. The transcript is spliced from 4 exons. Bases 113 to 424 code for a protein of 103 amino acids. Gene Ontology annotation, molecular function: RNA binding. Gene Ontology annotation, cellular component: U6 snRNP; spliceosomal tri-snRNP complex; U2-type prespliceosome. The record is from RefSeq and is a predicted model, not a curated record. NCBI's taxonomy places the organism in Eukaryota, Metazoa, Chordata, Mammalia, Eulipotyphla, Soricidae. Gene Ontology annotation, biological process: mRNA splicing, via spliceosome; nuclear-transcribed mRNA catabolic process.
GCGGCUCUGCGCAGGCGCGGCGGCGGCGGCGGCGGCGGCGGCGCGGGUGAAAGGUGGCAACAGGGCGCCUGCGCCGAGCGGCCCGCGCGCCUGCGCACAGCGACCUGGCGCCAUGGCGGACAAAGAGAAGAAGAAGAAGGAGAGUAUCUUGGACCUGUCCAAGUACAUUGACAAGACCAUCCGGGUGAAGUUCCAGGGGGGCCGCGAAGCCAGUGGAAUCCUGAAGGGCUUUGACCCGCUCCUCAACCUUGUGCUGGACGGCACCAUCGAGUACAUGAGAGACCCCGACGACCAGUACAAGCUGACAGAGGACACGCGGCAGCUGGGGCUCGUGGUGUGCCGAGGCACGUCGGUGGUGCUCAUCUGCCCGCAGGACGGCAUGGAGGCCAUCCCCAACCCCUUCAUCCAGCAGCAGGACGCCUAGCGCCGGCCCCCCACCCCCCACACCCCAAAGACCCCUCGCCUUUGUUUUCUUAAUAAAAUGACAAACCUC